Pleurotus ostreatus (oyster mushroom) is the source of this 852-nucleotide messenger RNA. RefSeq lists its product as uncharacterized. Lineage: Eukaryota; Fungi; Basidiomycota; Agaricomycetes; Agaricales; Pleurotaceae. The record is from RefSeq and is a predicted model, not a curated record. Bases 1 to 852 code for a protein of 283 amino acids. The transcript has 5 exons.
AUGGAGCUGGUCGCCGCCACCGGUACCUCCGUGGCUGUGGCUGAGGCAAUGUUGAUCAUCAAGGUCUAUGCCAUAAAUCACCGCAAACGAUGGGUCCUCCUCGUUCUCCUCCUAGUGUGGUUGGGACAGUUCGGUUCUAUGGCAUACUCCGUCUCUGGUUCAGACAGUGAGUCCCCCCAAAUCCCAAAUCCCAAGUCCGCCGAUACUCACUCUCCCCGAUGGUACCAAGUCAUAGCUACAGGCCCCUCAUACUCCGCAAAUCAGUGGAUAUGCAACUUGAACACAUCUGCCGCAUCGUACGUCGUCGGGCCGGCUCAGCCUGCACCGCCCUUCUCAUCAACUUCUCAUUCACUUACUCGUACCCUCCCUCUCCGCUCCUCGUCCAGCCACUUCCAACUCGGCUUCAUAGUGCCCCUCGUGAUCUUCGACUGCACCGCCUUCACGCUCACCUUCCUCGGGCUCUCCAGCCACUCCACCCCCGGAGAGAGCAUGUUCAUCGGCGCCGCGCCCCUCCUCCCCCAGACAUCGAUCUCAGCGCACGUCCUGCGGGACGGCCUGUUCUAUUUCCUGAUCCUGUGUAUGGUAAACAUCUCGUGGGCGAUAAGCAGCAGCUUCUUGGAUCCCGAUUUUCAGAACAUCGUACAUCUACCUAGCUCUGCCUUGACAGUCGUUCUCAUGAACCGCAUGAUCCUCCACACCCGCAGCUACCUAGAGCGCACACAAGCAAACUAUUUCCAACCAAGUCGAACAUCGAGGCCAGUCUCUCUGCCGGAAUUCGCUAUUGGUAUUCACAGCCCUUCCUAUUCAUCUGGACAAAACACUAUCAAUACAAAUUCAACUUUACACGAUUGA